Messenger RNA from Myripristis murdjan (pinecone soldierfish), 661 nucleotides. RefSeq names its product histone H1-like. Bases 40 to 645 code for a protein of 201 amino acids. Gene Ontology annotation, cellular component: nucleosome. Gene Ontology annotation, molecular function: DNA binding; structural constituent of chromatin. The record is from RefSeq and is a predicted model, not a curated record. Gene Ontology annotation, biological process: nucleosome assembly. The transcript has a single exon. NCBI's taxonomy places the organism in Eukaryota, Metazoa, Chordata, Actinopteri, Holocentriformes, Holocentridae.
CAGUUUGCUGUGCACCGACCAGACGAGAGAGAAGACAGAAUGGCAGAAGUGGCUCCAGCUCCGGCCGCCGCCGCCCCGGCUAAAGCCCCCAAAAAGAAGAGUGUCAGGCCGAAGAAGAGCGGCCCCAGCGUCGGGGAGCUCAUCGUGAAAGCCGUGUCCGCCUCCAAGGAGCGGGGCGGCGUGUCUCUGGCCGCCCUCAAGAAGGCUCUGGCCGCCGGAGGCUACGACGUCGAGAAGAACAAAGCCCGUGUCCGCCUAGCCGUCAAGAGCCUGGUGACCAAAGGCACUCUGCUCCAGACCAAGGGCACCGGAGCCUCCGGAUCCUUCAAACUUAACAAGAAGGUCAAGGCUGACAAGCCCAAGAAGGCGGCCAAGAAACCCGCCGCCAAACCCAAGAAGCCCGCCGCCAAGAAACCCAAAGCGGCCAAGAAGCCCAAGAAGACGCCGGUCAAGAAACCCAAGGCCGCCAAGAAAUCUCCUAAGAAGGCCAGCAAACCCAAAGCGGCUAAGAAACCAGCCAAGAGCCCCAAGAAAGCAGCCAAGAGCCCCAAGAAGCUCACCAAGAAGCCCGCAGCCAAGAAACCUGCAGCAAAGAAGGCCGCCAAACCCAAAGCCAAGAAGGCAGCGGCUCCCAAGAAGAAAUAAAUCUUCAAACUUCACA